AUGUAUUGUUUUCUCUUGUUCUCAGACAGUGGGCACGGCUCACCGCCUGGAGCAGCCCCUCAGAGGCAGAGGCUGACACGGAGACCAGGCUACAUGAGAAGCACAGCCGGUCCGGGGAUCGGGUUCCUCUUUCCAGCAGCGGGCAUGCCAUGCCAGACCUCGGCACGACUGGCAGGCCAGGAGUCCUACUACUCACAGACUAAGACUGGGCAGUGUGGCCUCAGCCCCAGCGGCCGCUGUCAGGUGGUGGGCAGCCCUUUGCUCAAGAGCUUGCUUGCCCCUGCUGUGGCCUCUGUGGGCCACUUGCACCCAGAUCAGAGCUCUAUGAGAGAAACACCAGUGCGCUUUGGGGUUCAUUCCAGAAAUGGCAACAAACUACUUGAGAGGCUGACCAGGCCAUGUAGGCCUGGGGACAGUGGAUGUAGACAAGACUUUUUAUCUCCUAACAGCUCCAAGUCCCUGGCCCCUAGCCUUGAUGUAGCCUUGAGUGAGGGCUCAAGGGGCCUGAAGACUGUGAAGCCUCUGCCAUCACUAGAGUUGAAUGGCCUUGCUGACAUCCCAGUUCUUCCUGGCUCCCAAGACACCUUUACUUCCAGCUUUAGCUUCAUCCGACUCUCCCUUGGUGCUGCUGGAGAACGUGGGGAAGCAGAAGGUUGCCUACCAUCCCGAGAGGUCGAAUCCCUUCAUCAGAGCCCCCAAGAGAUGGCAGCUGGAGCAUCCAGUUCAGACAGGCCCCAUGAGGACCCUCGACAUCUCUGGACCUUCAGUCUUCAAGCCACUCCAGGUUUGGUGGACUUGGAUCAGGUGACAGGGAGCAAUAGCAAGCUGGAAUGUGACAUGGCCUCCUCCUCGGACACUGGCUUCUCUUCCCAGGAUCUGUCUUCAGCCAGUGGGUGGGGCGACCAGGGCAGCAGCGGGGCGGAUACCUGCGGAUGGGAUGCUUUGAUCAGCAAAUGGGAGCCGGUGCUACAGGACUAUCUAUUGAGCAACCGCAGGCAGCUGGAGGUCACUUCCUUAAGUUUAAAGCUUCAGAAACUUCAAGAAAAAGCGGUUGAGGAUGGCGAUUAUGAUAAAGCAGAGACACUGAGACAGCGAUUGGAAGACCUGGAACAGGAGAAAGGCCGCCUGCCUUGGGCUCUGCCUUCUCAACAACCUGCUCUUGGCAGCUUCUUGGGCUACCUGGCAGCACAGACCCAGGUGGCUUUGCAUGGAACCACCCAAAGGUCUGGCAGCGAUGCUCCAGAGGCCCCACUUGAUGGAGAGCCAAGGACCACUGCCCAGGAUAGUCCAUCUGCAUCCAUCACCAGGCGGGACUGGCUUAUUCGAGAGAAACAGCAAUUGCAGAAGGAAAUCGAAGCUCUCCAAUCAAGGAUGUCUGCGCUGGAGGCAAAAGAACAACAGCUGAGCCAAGAGUUGGAGGAUCAGGAGACACUGCUCCAGUGGCAGGGCUGUGAUCUGAUGCCACUGGUGGCCCAGCUGUCCCCAGGACAGCUGCAGGAAGUCAGCAAGGCCUUGGGAGAGACAUUGACCUCUGCCAGCCAGGCUCCUUUCUGUGUGGAGCCACCUGAAACCCUUAGGAGCCUCCAGGAAAGGACAAAAUCACUGAACUUGGCUGUUAGAGAAAUCACCGCUCAGGUGUGCUCAGGUGAGAGGCUGUGCAGCUCUCUGAGGAGGAGACUCAGUGACCUUGACACCAGUCUGCCUGCCUUGCUGGAAGCCAAGAUGCUGGCCAUAUCAGGAAGCCACUUCUUUACAGCCAAAGAGCUCACGGAGGAGAUUUGGGCACUGUCGUCAGAGCGGGAAGGACUAGAGUUGCUCCUGGGCAGGCUGCUGGCACUCAGCUCCAGGAAUGUCAGAAGACUGGGCAGUGUCAAAGAGGACUAUAUCAGGUGCAGACAGGACCUGGCACUCCAGGAAGCCGCCCACAAAGCAAGUGUGAAGGCAAACACUGUGAAGUACAUGGAAGUGCUGGAGAGUCAGCUGCACAGCUGCAGGUGUCCACUGCUUGCAAGAGUGUGGAAAGCCGACUUGGAGGCUUGUCAGCUGCUGAUGCAGAGUCUACGGCUCCAGGAAGCAGGCAUCAACCCACAUGCAGAAGAUGAGAAGCAGAUGGACAGCAUAGGAGAGGCCACCUGGACAGCCACCCUGACUGCCCAUCCCAGACCACACCCAGAAGAGGAGAAGACCCCCUUGCAGGUGCUCGAUGCAUGGAGCACUCACUCAACCCCCUUACCACACUGUGCUGGAGGCCAACAGAAAGAGGAAUCUCAUGUCGUUUCUGCUGAAGUUGGAGAAAAAUGUGAAGCCAUAGGCAUGAGGCUCCUGUACCUCGAAGAUGAACUUCACAAGGCUAUCCACAGUCGCGAUGAAGCUCUCUUUCAGUCUCUCCAAGGGGAGCUCCAGAUGGUGAAGGAAACACUGCAGGCCAUGAUCCUGCAGCUCCAGCCAACAAAGGAGACAGGAGGAGAAGCCACAGCUUCCCAUUCGACAGCUGGUGUUCAGGAAGCACAGGCCUGAGGUGUGAGCAUUAAGUG
Molecule: messenger RNA, 2534 nt
Organism: Cricetulus griseus (Chinese hamster)
Lineage: Eukaryota; Metazoa; Chordata; Mammalia; Rodentia; Cricetidae
Source: RefSeq, a predicted model, not a curated record